This is a messenger RNA of Heteronotia binoei (common prickly gecko), 1504 nucleotides long. RefSeq names its product spermatogenesis-associated protein 7 homolog. The record is from RefSeq and is a predicted model, not a curated record. Gene Ontology annotation, biological process: protein localization to photoreceptor outer segment; protein localization to photoreceptor connecting cilium; microtubule cytoskeleton organization. The coding region runs from base 1 to 1284 and encodes 427 amino acids. The transcript has 11 exons. Lineage: Eukaryota; Metazoa; Chordata; Lepidosauria; Squamata; Gekkonidae. Gene Ontology annotation, cellular component: ciliary basal body; rod photoreceptor outer segment; photoreceptor distal connecting cilium.
AUGGAAAAAUACACGGAGAGGAACGCGAACAACCAGUGUAACGUGCCUUAUAGACCCAAAUACAGGAGGUCCCAACUAGGCAUGGUCCCCAAGUAUUCAUUGAUGGGGCCUUUCAAAGGACACAUGAGCAUCAAAAGUAACCCUUUUUCUCCAAAUUCUUCCUGCAAGCUGUCAAGUCAGUACAUUGUUGAAGAUCACAUGGCAACACAUUAUAGAAAAUUGCUAUCUGCCAAAGCUGCUGUUGAUUCGUCUGCUCCAAAGAGUUUGACCAUGAGCGUCAAAUACAGAGACCAACAGAAAAGAGAGGCCCUUAUCAAAGCAGUUGAGAAAUACAAGAAAGAAAGGGCACAGAUCCGUUCAGACCCUCUAGUUCAUUCCAGGAGUGUUUCCAGUGAUCAUGAUAAAUUACAGAGCGGCCUGGAUUUGGCUACAAGAAGAAGAAUGCAAAUGCCAUCCUUGAAACAAAAAGACGAGUGCUUCCCCAAACAUUUCAAGAAGCUACAUUCAAGAACUCAGUCCCAAAUUUUAAGUGCAGAGGAGGCCAUCCAAGAUAUUGUCUGGUGGUCUUUAUCUCAGGCUCUCUACAAUGGCAAGAAGACAGUUCACCAGCAUCCUCUGCCACUUGACCAGUCUCACAGAGUGAGCCCUUCUCUGCGCCACAGCAGAAAGAUGCCAUUUCAACCCCUUCAUAAGAAAACAUUAAAUAGAGACCUAUUGGAUGUUCAUAGACAAUGGUUUACAGAAACAAAAAAGCCCUUUACACCAAAAGUUUUAAAAACGCCAAAUAAAUCAUUACUUUCAAAAUACAGGUAUUAUAAUUCUCCACAAAGAAAGAAGACCUUCUUGUCUGAUAAACCACUGCACGAAAACCCAGGAAAGUUUUAUAGGGCUCUGGAAGAUAAAUGUCUACGAUCUUAUGCAGAUUACUUCAUGCAGCAUCCAGUCAAGAAACACCAAGAGACUUCAGUUUCUCUGCAAGCACUGCUUCAGGCAAAAGAAGAAGAGUUGAAGUACCUUCAGUUUCUUAAAGAGAUUACAAAUGACAUUUUGAUCAGAAGUUGUUACCAGAACAAGGCACUUGGUGAUGUAUUUCAGAUACAUGUUAGAAGCAGAAAGUGUGACCUUGAUGAGGCAAAAAUGCAAAGAAUUGUUUGUGCCCUGAAGGAAGAUUUGAACAACUACACUGAUCUGCCAGAUCCUUCUAUCAAUUACUUUGGCUUGGAACGCAGGAGUGGUCACCUCGUUGCAUCAAAUAUGUAUCCAUUUUUUCUCCAUUCUCUGUAGAGUUCUGAGUAUUUGACUGAAACAGAAUUUACAGGUACAGAAAGAAAUUUUCCAUACAGGUAGGGAACAAAGCAAUGCAGAAUACAUCUUACUUACAAUGCCUGACAUUCACAUUAGCGUUCGAAAAAGCUCAUGCAAGCAAAGAGCUGAAGAUGAAGAAGUAUACAAUUUUACCUGAUGCCUCCUUUCCACUGCAGAACCCUACACUGUGGUAUGUUUU